UUACAAUGGUUAGACUAAGAGGUAUCAAUUUAGUAUUAUUUCUUAUUUUAAUUAUGCAGAUAAGAUAUAGUAUAAGUAAAAAAACAUCAAUACGUGACAUUAUAGAAGAUUUUCACGAUACCUUGCCAAAAAAUAAUAACAAAAGUAAUAAAAAUAUAAUUGAGCAAAAAUUACGAAAUGAUGGGAAAAUAAACGAUGAUAUUUAUUUGAAUAUAACUCAAUUGAUAACAAAAUAUAAAUAUAGCGUGGAAGUGUAUGAGGUUAUCACGUCAGAUGGAUAUGUAAUAAAACUAUUCAGGAUACCAGGAAAUGGUGCUAUUGUCUUCCUUAUGCAUGGUAUAAUAAGUAGUGCAGAUGACUGGAUAUCCGGUGGAGUGGAAAGCGGACUGGCGUAUCUUCUAGCACAGCUGGGCUAUGAUGUAUGGAUGGGUAAUGCAAGAGGAAAUAAGCAUUCAAGAUCUAACAUUUAUAUUGACCCAUCAGAAAAGAAAUUCUGGGAUUUUAGUUUCCACGAAAUAGGUAUGAUUGAUGUACCAACAAUGAUUGAUUUUGUACUGGAAAAAACGAACAAAUCCUCAUUAAUAUACAUCGGCCACUCACAAGGCACCACAGCUUUCUUUAUUAUGUGUUCUUUAAGGCCCGAGUAUAAUAAAAAAAUAACCUUAAUGAUAUCAUUGUCACCUAUCGCAUGGUUAUCGCACAUGAAAAAUCCCAUACUUAAUAUUUUAAAGCCAUUUUAUGGGGAAAUAGUGUUUCUGGCAUCAGCUUUAGGCGUCGUGGAAGUAGUUCAAGAUUCACGUGUUCUGCGUGGGUUACAGAGGACGUUUUGCGGUGAUGAAGUGUGGGCUUUUACUAUUUGUCAACAUAUUAUUUUUAUUAUCGGUGGAUUUAAUUAUAAUCAAACGAAUUAUGAACAGUUGCCCGUGAUUUACAAUCAUUUUCCAUCAGGUUCAUCAUUAAAACAAUUACAACAUUAUGGACAAUUAGUGUUAUCUGGUCAUUUUAGACAAUUUGAUUAUAAAGUGAAAAAUAUUGAAAAAUAUGGAUCAUUAACACCUCCGUCUUAUCCUGUAGAAAAAAUAACAGCACCAGUUGCAAUUUUCUAUGGGGAAGGCGAUUGGCUCUCUGACGUCAGUGAUGCCCAAAUUUUAAAAUCCCGCUUACCGAAUUUAGUUGAAUUUUACCGAGUAGAGGAUGACCACUUUUCUCACUUUGAUUUUAUUUAUGCUGCUGAUACGAAAAAUUUAUUAUUAGCAAAUAUUUUAAGAUUAAUAAAAAAGAUUCACUGAUAUAUUCAGA
Molecule: messenger RNA, 1299 nt
Organism: Pieris napi
Lineage: Eukaryota; Metazoa; Arthropoda; Insecta; Lepidoptera; Pieridae
Product: lipase 3-like
Exons: 1
Coding region: 6-1289 (427 amino acids)
Molecular function (GO): hydrolase activity, acting on ester bonds
Source: RefSeq, a predicted model, not a curated record